UUUACCAUCAGCGCAUGACUGGGAGGAGUUUCAGGAACAGUUUUACGCUCCCCUGUAAAGUGUAGCUGGGGAUUGUCUGGUCGUUGGAUGGGUGUGUCUGUAACAUGUUUGUGCAGUAAAAGAAGGAGGUCUUUCCAGACCGACCGAGCCGAGCCCUUUCCCCACCCUGCUGCCAGCCUACCUCAUCCGAUCCAAACUUUUUUACUCAAACAUUUUUAUCCAUUUACUUUCCCUCUCCAGCGACCCUGUAGGAGAUUCUUCUCCAGGCUGCAGCGCGGAUAUUGGUGUGGAAAUCAGACGUUGCGAUCCUUCUGCCUGAAACCAAAAGCGCCAACCGCAGCAGCCGAUCUGCGAGUUUCCCCAUCGCUGUUGCUGCUCGGUUCGUCUGUGCAGCUCCGCAGGCCUCGUUUUCUGAGAUAUUUCAAGGCUACGCCAUGUAUCCCGCACUGAGGAAGCUGAUCUUUACGGACUGUCGGUGCGCCGAAGAUCCGCCCAAGACGUACAAGGAUUUGUUCGCCAAGCUGGACACCAACAAGGAUGGGAAAGUGGAUGUUUCCGAGCUGAAGGCAGGCCUGGCUUCAAUGGGCAUCCAGACCGGGAAGGGAGCUGUGCAGAAAAUGAUUUCCUCUGCCGACAAAAACAAAGAUGAUGUGCUGGACUUCAACGAGUUCGCCAAGUACCUGAAGGAGCAUGAGCAGAAGCUGCGCCUGACUUUCAAGAGCUUGGACAAAAACAAAGACGGUAAAAUAGAUUACAUGGAGAUCCAGCAGUCGUUCGCCGAUCUGGGUCUGGAGAUCACCAAGGAAGACGCAAAGAAGAUCCUUCAGAGUAUUGAUUCUGAUGGUACCAUGUCGUUGGACUGGAAUGAAUGGAGGGAGCACUUCCUGUUGAACCCGGCAACCAGCCUGCAGGAGAUCAUUCGCUACUGGAAGCACAGCACGGUUCUGGAUAUUGGCGACAGCCUGACCAUCCCAGAUGAGUUCACAGAGGAGGAGAAGACAACGGGUUUGUGGUGGAAGCAGCUGAUGUCGGGGGCCGUUGCUGGAGCCGUGUCCCGCACAGGAACCGCACCGCUGGACAGAAUGAAGGUCUUCAUGCAGGUUCACGCCUCAAAAAGCAACAAAAUCAGCCUGGUGGGAGGCUUUAAGCAGAUGUUAAAAGAAGGAGGGGUAAUGUCUUUGUGGAGAGGAAACGGCAUCAACGUCCUGAAGAUCGCCCCGGAGACAGCCAUUAAAUUCAUGGCAUAUGAACAGUAUAAGAAGCUGCUGGCCAGUGAACCGGGGAAGGUCCAGAGCCAUGAGAGGUUCAUGGCGGGAUCGUUGGCUGGAGCCACGGCGCAAACUGCCAUCUACCCCAUGGAGGUGAUGAAAACUCGUCUGACGCUGAGAAAGACGGGGCAGUACUCAGGGAUGUUCGACUGCGCCAAGAAAAUCCUGCAGAAGGAAGGAGUCAAGGCAUUUUACAAAGGAUACGUUCCCAAUAUUCUGGGCAUAAUCCCGUAUGCUGGGAUCGAUCUGGCUGUGUACGAGAGCUUAAAGAACUUCUGGCUGUCCAAAUACGCCAAAGACACAGCGAACCCAGGGGUUCUGGUGCUGCUGGGCUGCGGUACCAUUUCCAGCACCUGUGGUCAGCUGGCCAGUUACCCGCUGGCGCUGAUCCGCACUCGCAUGCAAGCUCAAGCGUCUCUGGAAGGCUCUGAGCAGCUGCCGAUGGGCCGCAUGGUGCAGAAGAUCCUGGAGAAGGACGGCUUCUUCGGACUUUACCGCGGCAUCCUGCCCAACUUCAUGAAGGUGAUCCCGGCGGUCAGCAUCAGCUACGUCGUUUACGAGAACAUGCGCUCCAGUCUGGGAAUCCAAAAGUAAGCUGCAGAACCCUCCAGCUGCAGCCAUUUUUACUUUCCAUUCACACUCCCCAUUCUUCAACUUGUUUACCUGGAGGUCACUAGAGGUCACGCAGCUGAACUCCUGUGGAGGAUUUAAAGUGUCAGCAGCACUUUAAAAAUCCUGCUCGCUGGUUACAAUGCAACCACAGCUUUAAGCGCACUGACACACUUUGGGUUAAAUAACCUUAAAUUGCUCAGAGAAGGUUGAUGUAAACAGAAAACCUGUUCAGCCUCCAUUGUUUAUUUUACCUUUAAUCAAACUGCGUCAAUUUCGACUCUUAUCAGAAGUCCGAGCCAUCUCCUGCUGUGUCAAAACCCCAAAAUUAUGCAAGAUGUCUCUGAAAAAUUAAAGUGCAAUACUUUAUCCCUUCAGGAAAAAAUUGACAGCAGGAUUUUUCCAAAGAGAUAUGUGGGAUUUAUUGCACCUUUAAGUAAAAGUACAUAAAAAUGUGCCUUAAGUCUUUUUUUAUGUUUUCUUUUGCCUUUGGUUUAUAGAUGAUAAUGUUUACAAUAAACAUCUAAUUAUGAA
Messenger RNA from Poeciliopsis prolifica (blackstripe livebearer), 2411 nucleotides. RefSeq names its product calcium-binding mitochondrial carrier protein SCaMC-1-like. Gene Ontology annotation, molecular function: ATP transmembrane transporter activity; calcium ion binding. Lineage: Eukaryota; Metazoa; Chordata; Actinopteri; Cyprinodontiformes; Poeciliidae. Gene Ontology annotation, cellular component: mitochondrial inner membrane. Gene Ontology annotation, biological process: transmembrane transport. The transcript is spliced from 10 exons. The record is from RefSeq and is a predicted model, not a curated record. The coding region runs from base 435 to 1862 and encodes 475 amino acids.